This is a messenger RNA of Antrostomus carolinensis (chuck-will's-widow), 2241 nucleotides long. It is a transcript of the gene SHLD2, whose product is annotated as shieldin complex subunit 2. Gene Ontology annotation, biological process: regulation of double-strand break repair via homologous recombination. Gene Ontology annotation, cellular component: site of double-strand break; nucleus. NCBI's taxonomy places the organism in Eukaryota, Metazoa, Chordata, Aves, Caprimulgiformes, Caprimulgidae. The record is from RefSeq and is a predicted model, not a curated record.
AUGUCAAAAAGACCUCAAAUCCAUAUUUUUCUGGGAGCACCCAGUAUUCCAAGCCCACUGGAGGUGUCAGACCAAAGUAGUUCAGCACCUGCUGCUGAAAAAUGGAGAGAACUCCGCUGUUUAUGUGAUGUACAUGGUCUUUUUUCUGAAAAAGUCAAAGGUGCUGACCACAUAGUGUUUCAGGCAGAAAGCUCUAUAAUCACAGCAGUUCCUCCAAAUGAUGAGAGCUCUCAGCAGUCUGGGCAGGGGAGAUUAAUGGUAGCAAGAGAAUAUUUGAUGUCUCUUGUACCUGUGCCAGUCACUUGUACCAGCACACUUAAAAAGACUGAAAGUUUAAUCUAUUCUGAUUGUCAAAUAUCUAAAGAUAAAGGCACACAUGCAAAUAUAAAUUGGGCUGCUGAUCAAAACCUUCCUCAAAAAUUUGCAGAAUCAGCUAGACAGCAUAAACAAUCACAUGACUGUUGUUCAGACCUCAUUGAAAGAAAAGCCAGUCAGCUGGAAGUUAAUAGCUCUGACAUUUCUGAUUUGGUUGCCAGUACUAAGCAGAUUAGCAUACACAUAAGGUCUGUGGGACAAGGUGUUAAAUCAGAUCAUAGAAGUGAUCAUCAUGAACACCUAAGUCAAUAUCUGGAUAUGUUUUUCCCCCAAAAUCAAGGGUCAAAUCCAAAAGGAGAACCAGGUGAUUGUUCAGACCUUGCAGUGUCAACUGAUACUGAAUUUCGUAGUAUAAUGACUUCAAGUCAGAUGGCUGUUUUUGCACAGGAUCAGUUUGAGAUGCAGAAAAGAAUCAUAAAACUAUCAGAAACCGAAGCAGGCAAAAAACCUGAAGAAAGGCAAUAUGAUCACUUCCAAUUUGAUUCUGGUGUUGGAUCAUGUCUUAAUGUGGCUGAAAAUGAAUAUAAAGAAGAGUAUACAAGUUCCCUUGAACUCUUCAGUUCUGAGGACGAUGGGAAAAAUGUUUGCUUUGAAGCUCCAAAACAAGAAGGAAUUGCUCAGGAAAAUACAGAAAAGUCUCAAGAACUUUAUGUUCCUGCUGAAUCUGUAAGUGAAAUCCAUAUUGAACCAUUGAGCUCAGGAAUAUUGUGCUCUCAAGUAGAUGGUUCUUGUAAGAGCUCUUCUAAAAGACCCCGCAAGUGUGAAGAUUCACUUCAUAUUUUUCGCUCAGCACUUAAAAGACAGCUGAAAUCAAAGAGAGCUAAACUGAAUUCUUCUCCAGCUGGUCCUGGGAUGAGAGUGAAUCAGGAGAGGAUGACAGAGUUCAAGAAACUUCAGAAGAAACUGUCACCACUUAAGGAUUGCUGCUGCAAAAAUCAGAAGUACAAUGUCUUGGUCACAAUAGUACAUCCUUGUCAUAUCAAAGAAAUACAGGUGAAGACAAGACCAAAAUCCUCGUGUAAAGUUCCUGUAGCAACAAUUGUAGUUAUUGACCAGUCGGAAAUUGAGAGAAAGGUGGUACUGUGGCGUGGUGCUGCAUUUUGGUCACUCACUGUAUUUCCUGGGGAUGUUGUACUGCUUACAGAUAUAACAAUGUAUGAGAAUCUUUGGUGUGGAGAAAUCAUGCUGCAAUCUACAUUUACCAGUCAGUUACUGAAUCUGGGCAACUGCUCAGCUCUCAAUCCAGAAGAAUUUUAUCCUAUAGUGGAUGGUGAUGUUCUCCAUGGUUUAUUGGCAUACGUAUCAUCAGAAUUUCCGCACUUUGGAGACAUUCCACGAAGACAAGUUCAGAGACUGGAUAGUGUUCAGUAUAUGGAGCUAGACCAGCUCCAGCCAAAUACAUUGGUCCACUCAAUCUUGAAAAUUAUAAACAUUGCCACAUUAACAGAAUCUGUGUAUAGCUACAGAGGUGGCAAGCAAAGAAAAAUUAUUCUAACAGUGGAACAGAACAGAGAUCAACACUAUAGAAUGGUGCUGUGGGGAGCAGGGGCUGCAUGGUGCCCUCAGCUUCAAAGGAAAAAAGAUCACAUAUGGGACUUUAAAUACCUUCUGGCCCAACGCAGUUCUGUCUCGGGUGAGUUUGAACUGCACACAACUCCAUGGUCAUCCUAUGAGUGCUUGUUUGAUGAUGACAAAAGGGCAAUUGAAUUUAAAGAAAAGUUCCAGAAAAGCAAAACAUCCCUGAUGCAGAUGACAAAGCUCUCAGCACAUUUGGAGGAAAAAUGCUCAGGUAAAGUUACUAUCCGUAGCUAUGGAGUGUCUUUUGUGCAGUGCAUAAUUAAGCAAAACAGUCGCUUUGUUGAUCAA